AUGACCGGCUCUUCAUCACCCCUCGGUAGCCCCCCUCAAGCGCCGCCCGUUUUCACCGCGACGCCAACCUCAAUCAUUGCCGACAUCAGUCGUCUCAUCGAGGCAUCCCGGGUCGCCCAAAAAGCCAUUGCAGACUCCGUCACCCCUUCCACCGCAACCUACGACAACGUCCUUCUCGCGCUUUCACACGCAGAGAAUGCAUUGGCCUCUGAAUCCAGCCUUCUCGUGUUUUACAAGGCCGUGUCUCCGUCCCCUGACGUCCGUGCCGCCUCUGCCAAAGCCCGCAACAUGUUGCGCGAUUUUGCCAUCGAAUGCUCCAUGAACGAACGCAUAUUCUGUCUUGUGGAUGCCGUGUACAACAACAGCGACGUUUCUCAGAGUCUAGACGCUGAAAAGGGGAACUACCUGGUCAAGAAACACAAAGAGUUUGCCAGGAACGGUCUUCGUAUCCCGGCCGGGCCCCAGCGAGACCGCUUCGAAGAGGUGAAAGGCAGAGUCGAGGACUUGACGUCAGAAUUUUGCAAGAACGUGGCCGAGGCCGAUCAUGCCGUGUGGUUCACACUUGACGAACUCGAUGGGUAUCCGCAACACCUGCUCGCCCAUCUCGAAAAGGGGCAACAAGGCAGCGAGAACGAGGGCAAACGCCGCAUCAGACUGCCCAGCCAGCUCGGGCCCCUCUUGGCAACCGCACGCAACCCCGAGACACGGAAGAGAGCCCGGGUGGCCUUUGAAAACCGCUGCCCCGAGAACGUCGCCGUCUUCCGCCAAGUCGUGGCCCUUCGCCACGAAGCGGCGCGGCUCCUGGGGUACGCCAACCACGCCGCCCUCAGCGUCGAGGACAGGAUGGCCGGGUCGCCCCAGCGCGUCGACGCUUUCCUCUCGUCUCUGAGGUCGAAGCUGACAGAGGCCGCCAGGGCGGAGUGUGAAGCUCUUCUCGAGGUCAAGCGGCGCGACGCCGAAGCCCGAGGUGAGGCUUUUGAUGGGCGCUUCUACCUCUGGGAUGUGCAGUACUACAUGCGUCUCCUCUCGCACGAGAGGUACUCCGUUGAUCAAGAACAGAUCGCAGAGUACUUCCCUCUGCAGCCGACAGUCGAAGGAAUGUUGCGCAUCUUCGAACACCUCUUUGGGAUGGUGUUCCACGAGAUCCGGGGUGAGGAGAGAGAUACUCUAUCGCCCACGAGCAAAGGAGACGACUUGGUCUGGCAUAAAGACGUCCAGGUCUUUGCCGUAUGGGACGUUGAGGGCGAAGGCGGUGGGUUUCUGGGGUAUCUUUAUCUCGAUCUUUACCAUCGAGAUGCGAAAAAAGGCAAUCCCUCAAACUGCAGCCUCAUCCCGGGCUUCACCAAUCGAGAUGGAACUCGCACGCACCCUUCCACAGCUUUGAUCAGCAGCUUUGCCCCUCCUGCGUCCGCCAACCUACCAUCGCUGCUGCGCCACUCCGACGUCCUGAUGCUCUUCCACGAGCUGGGUCACGGCAUACACGACCUCGUCUCCCGCACGCAGCUCGCGCGGUUUCACGGGCCGAUGGGCACCGCCGUCGACUUUGGCGAGGCGCCGAGCCAGAUGCUGGAGAACUGGUGCUGGGCGCCGGAGCAGUUGAGCGGACUGAGCCGGCAUUAUUCUUAUCUCUCGGAGGCGAUUCCUAGGGAUGUGGCCGAGGGUCUCCUUAAAAGCAAGCAUGUCGGCGGGGCGCUGAGUGCAUUGGUACAGCUAUCCAUAGGCGUUUUCGACAUGUCCGUCCAUCAGCCGUCCAGCCAGGAUGCGGUUGAAUCCACGGACUUUACAAAGUUCUGGAACGAGCUCCAGAGGGAGAUGGUCCCAACAGAUGACCCGUCCGCGCUGGGUGAGGUCUACGCGCAGGACAUCUUCAGCGCGGUUUUCAAGAAGAAUCCCACGAGCGAGGAGGCUGGCCGAAGGUACCGGUACGGCGUGCUCGAGAAGGGAGGGAGCCUGCCCGAGAUGAAGACGCUUGCGGACUUUCUGGGGCGAGACGUCCUCAUGGAGCCGUUCUACGAGGACUUGGGCUUGGCUGCUUGGCAACAAAAAACGCCAACCUACACACGUCGCGCACCCCUAUGGUAUCCAGCACGCAGAGAAAGUGACUAG
Colletotrichum navitas is the source of this 2106-nucleotide messenger RNA. RefSeq names its product metallopeptidase MepB. Gene Ontology annotation, cellular component: mitochondrial intermembrane space. The record is from RefSeq and is a predicted model, not a curated record. Gene Ontology annotation, molecular function: metalloendopeptidase activity. The transcript has 5 exons. Lineage: Eukaryota; Fungi; Ascomycota; Sordariomycetes; Glomerellales; Glomerellaceae. Bases 1 to 2106 code for a protein of 701 amino acids. Gene Ontology annotation, biological process: proteolysis; peptide metabolic process.